AGCAAGAUGAAACAAACAUGGAAGUGAAAUGAACCUGUGAAUAGAGCGAGCGAGCGAGCGAGAUAGAUAUUUGAUGAAAUUUAAUUCCCAAAUUUGUUUAGAGAAGAGGAAUCAGAAGAAAGACCGAUGGUGGGAACAAUUAAAAAGCCGCCGGUAGUGAUCAAAGUGGCGGCCAUUUGCGGCUCUCUUCGCAAGGCUUCCUGCAACAGAGGCCUCAUUCGUGCCGCGAUUGAGAUGACCAAGGAGGAGAUUGACGGAAUGGAGAUAGAGUACAUCGAGAUUUCGUCGCUGCCGAUGAUCAAUCCCGAUCUCGAAGUCGACGGCACAUAUCCGCCGGAGGUGGAAGAUUUCCGGCGCAAGAUUCUCCAAGCGGAUGCCUGUAUCUUCGCUUCUCCUGAUUACAAUUACUCCAUCACUCCACCAUUGAAGAACGCAUUGGAUUGGGGAUCUAGACCUCCAAAUGUAUGGGCUGGGAAAACUGCAGCUGCAUUGAGUGCUGUAGGAGGUGGGAGAAGAGCACAGUAUCAUCUGCGGCAAAUAGGAGUGUUUCUUGAUCUUCACUUCAUCAAUAAGCCUGAGUUCUACCUCAACGCCCACAGGCCUCCAGGAAAGUUCAACGACGACGGCGACUUGGUUGAUUCUGAGACCAAGGACAAGCUCAAGGAAAUGCUUGUUUCCCUCCACGCCUUCUCUUUGAGACUAGUUCACGGCAAGUGCUGAAAAUGUGUUUGUAUCAUCAUCAUUUUAAUUAGUAGGCAUGCACAUAUGAGAGGAGGAAGCUGUUGUUUAACCAUCAUUGCAUUAAAUACUCCCUCAGUUUUUUUUUUAUAUAAAUUAUUUCUACC
Prosopis cineraria is the source of this 845-nucleotide messenger RNA. RefSeq names its product NADPH:quinone oxidoreductase-like. Gene Ontology annotation, molecular function: FMN binding; oxidoreductase activity. NCBI's taxonomy places the organism in Eukaryota, Viridiplantae, Streptophyta, Magnoliopsida, Fabales, Fabaceae. The coding region runs from base 127 to 720 and encodes 197 amino acids. The record is from RefSeq and is a predicted model, not a curated record. The transcript has 3 exons. Gene Ontology annotation, cellular component: cytosol.